Danaus plexippus (monarch butterfly) is the source of this 1732-nucleotide messenger RNA. RefSeq names its product zinc finger protein 436-like. The record is from RefSeq and is a predicted model, not a curated record. Lineage: Eukaryota; Metazoa; Arthropoda; Insecta; Lepidoptera; Nymphalidae. Bases 57 to 1415 code for a protein of 452 amino acids. Gene Ontology annotation, biological process: regulation of transcription by RNA polymerase II. Gene Ontology annotation, molecular function: DNA-binding transcription factor activity, RNA polymerase II-specific; zinc ion binding; RNA polymerase II cis-regulatory region sequence-specific DNA binding. Gene Ontology annotation, cellular component: nucleus. The transcript is spliced from 7 exons.
AAUGUCUUUUUUCACACAUAGCACUAAUAUUUAAGGAACAAUAAACAAUUAAAAUAAUGAAUACACUUGAAUUAGAAAAUAUUAACAAUAACUUAAACACGACUUCGGGUUCUCAUAUUGGCGUCUGUAGAACUUGCCUGUCGAUAGCAACUGAAAAAAAUAUGAGUGAUUUACCUGAUGGUUUAUGCGAGGAUACUAAAUCUUAUCUCGAUAUUAUGAUGUUUUGCUUAAAUUUACAGAUCACACCAGAUUCAAAAAUCACAACAAAACUUUGUUUUAAAUGUUAUUCAAACAUUAUAUCAUAUUAUAGAUUUAAGUCAUUAGCAUUAAAGAGCGAUAAAUACUUAAGAUCUCUUGACCAAAAUAUAGAUAGCAAAAAUGGUGUUUUUGUUACAAAAGACAUUAAAUCUGAAGAACCUUAUAAUAUCUCCAACGAACAGCAAAGUAAUAUGGAUAUGGAGUUAGAUUUUGAAGUCAAAGAAGAAAAUGACACGGAGGAGUUGCAGUCUGAUGAUGAACUGUUAAGUGUCAUACAAAGAAUAAAAUAUGAAAAUGUUAAAGAUGAAGAAUCUAAAGAAAACGACAACAAGCCAAUGAAAUCAAAAAAAUUGAAGAAGCUCAAGAAAAAACAGGAAACAACCCACCAAGUAUGUGAAGAGUGUGGUAGAACAGUUCGUAACCUGAAGGAACACAUGUACCUUCAUCAGCCACUGCUUACUAGGAAGAGAUACAAAUGCAAAGUGUGCGAGAAAAUGUUCUCAAGUUGCAGCGCCAGGUACAAACAUUAUAAAACAAAACACUUGGGCAUCAAACAACACUGUAACGAAUGUAAUAAAGAUGUAGUAAGUCUCUCAGCACACAGAAUGGUAAUUCACAAUACAGAAUCACUACCAUACGAAUGUGUAUCCUGCGGUCGGAGGUUCAUAUCCCGGUCGUUGAGAGAUCAUCAUAUGUUGACACACACUAAAAAUAGACCGCAUCCCUGUGAUCAGUGCGAGAAGACAUUUAAAAGUAAUUAUACCUUGAUGCAGCACAGAAGACAAGUUCAUGAUAAGGAAAAAUCACAUCUCUGCCAGUUUUGCUCGAAGAGGUUUUUUAAAAAAUAUCAUCUACAGGUACAUUUAAGAAGUCAUUCAAAAGAAAAGCCAUAUGAGUGUCCGGACUGUGGUAAAUUCUUCUCUUCAACUUCAGUAUUGAAAAACCAUAGACUAAUUCAUAGCGAAGUGAAGAUGUUCGCGUGUCAAGUGUGUGAUAUGACGUUUUCAAAACCUGGGUAUUUGAAAAAUCACAUGAUAAGCCACACAAAGGAGAAGAAAUAUGCCUGUAAGUACUGCGGAGUGCGCUUCGGGCGUUCGGACCAUUGUUUGAGGCAUCAGAGGACCGCUCAUGAGAAACUCAUUACAAAUACAGCCUGACAAACAAAAACAGACUAUAUAUGUAUAGUACCAAGGUCUAGAUUAAUGUGAUAAGUUUUAGGUAAUAAAUUGUUAAGGUGAAGGGAAUGGCUUGAAAUUAUUGUAAAGCCAAAAGGACAUUUUAUUUCCGUUUAUGUCUGAAGUUUUAGAAUUAAUGUUUUAUGAAACAUUUUAUAUUGUUGCCGCUUCGUUAUUUAUAUUUGUGGACCAAAUAGCGUAUUUGUUAAUAAUCUAGAAAGUAUCUUAAAUAUUUUUAAAACUAAUUAGGAAAAUAAAAUUUUAUUGAGUUUAAAUAAAUAAAUUGCAAUGGCGAACAA